GUGCAAUGUAGAGACAGAGAACAUGACAUUUCGGCUCCAGAACGGUAUGGAGGACAAUUAAAGUGGACAUUUAAGAACGCAUGGACAUGAACAACCGAAUCACAGGUGAACACAAAAGGAUGGAGCUGCAGAGCAACCUGGAAACUGUACAGCAUGAACAGCACAUCAGCAGGGCUGCUAAACUGCAAUGCAGGUGGCUGGAGGUGAGCGAGCGUGAACGGCAAGCCCACAUCUACAACCGGCAGCUGCUGCAGGAUUUCCACAGGGCCCAGGACACCAUCAAUGAUCUCAUGGCUCGCACUGCUGCUAUGAACACUUUACGGGUUGAGUAUGAAAGGCACCUGGAGCAGUUAUAUCCCCAGUGGCGCCAAAAACUACAAGAACAACGAUUUUCAACCCAACGCAAGCGGCUCGAGAUGCACCUGAGGGAAUGUAUGACACGGAUGGAUGACGAAAGCCCGGAGGUCAUUCCUUCUGAUGCAGCUAGCUACUCUGUCCCAUCCACUUCUCAGAGCUACAGGAGGCAAGAGGGCCCAACACAGAGACCACGAAACACCCAUGUGGUUGAAAGGUCUAACAAACCAAAAGCACUCGUCAACCAAAACAGCUCCAGUCCGACUGGCUUCUCGCAGAUGCCAUACACUUGGCUUACUCAAGUCAAUCAACCCAUACCCAGGACAGACCAAAUGAUUACAGAGCCCAGAGGUGCCCAUAGCUCACAUGGAAUACCCCCUCCACCCUUUAACUUACCACAUAGAGGCGAAGUCUAUAACACAUAUGCUCCUGUGCAUCAGGAGCCUCCAUUUGUGGAGGACGACCGGAGAGAGAAUCCGCCAUACACACUGUCCUGGGCAGGGGUGGGUGAGGGACUUGCGCCCCAAGCUCAGCCCAACCUGUAUGGCUCGUGGCCCCCCGCUGGGCUCCCGAUGCUCAACCCUGCUGUGUGGCGUGUGAUGGGCAUGCCUGGACCCAGCGGAGAGGACGUCCAGUCCAGUCAGGGAGUAGGGCAGGGAGGGAGUGGAGGUGGAGGAGAGGAUCGAGGGCCCAAGAGUUUUCAACCACCAAGGAGCCCCGGACGGGGACACAGCCCAGGGUGGGGGCAUGGAAUGGGAGUGAAUGACGGGACCAGUGAUCAAACUUGUGAGCUAGACACCAGACCAGUACGUCUUUCAGGUGCUGAUGAUGAAAGCAGUGCAGCUAGCAGUAGCUCCAGAAGGAGCAAACAUAAGCAACAGGAAGGGAAAAGGCCACAGAGACCGGUUAUGGUGGAAAAAUACGAUACUGCUUCACUGCAGUCUUCUGCAGUGUCUCAGGCAAGUCUGGUGCCAAAUCUCAGACAUGAGGUUUUAUCACAAAACACUAACAUAGUGGAUUCUCCAUCGGAAUCAGCGGAACAGACACAAUCAAUAUCCAGGAGGAGUAAGAGUACAAAUGGGACACCUGGACAAAAUAAAGGCCAGAGAGAGAACAGUAGUGCUAAUUUAACCUCAGUGAAACAAUCAGGGAUCAGAGGUGCAAUGAUAUCCACCAAGACUCAGGAGAGGCCCCAGGAGCAAACAGAGGAUGAGACUGAGGAGAAUGAGGAGAGUUUGGGACCAAGUGUCAGAAGUGAUAUAGCUACUGGAGGUGAGGAUGAUGAAGAUGAGAGGCUGGAGGCUGAAGAUGAGGAAGAGGAGGAAGAGCAAAUGAAUGAGCGGACGAUUGGAGAGAGGGUGGACAAUGGAGAAGGAGCCCAAGAGGAACAGUCAGAGGAGGAGGAUGAAGAUGAGGACGAUGCGGAAGAGGAUGAGGAUGUUUUGUCACAUUCAGGGCAGCUGAAAGCUAGCAGAGAAGCAGCUUCAGACCAUGUUGUCUCAGAUGGUUCACAGAAAUUCCAAAAUGGCAAUUCAAAGAAAAACACUACCAAAAGCUCAGAAAUGAACAAGGACAAGGAGGCUGAUAAAAGCCAAAGUAAAGAUGAUCCAUCAGAAGAAGAGGAGGAGGAAGAAGAGGAUGAAGGUGAUGAUGACGAAGACCAAGAAGAGGAUGAGGUAGAUGAUGACGAUGAUGAAGAUGAGAAGGAAGAGGAAGAGCAACACCCAAAAAAUGGUGCCAUAAAUCUAGACGAUGAAGAUGGAGAAGAUGAUGAAGAGCUGUACAAUCAGGAAAUUGAAGAUGAUGAGGAUGAUGAGGUGAUAGUAGAUAAUGGAUAUGCACGGUCUGAGGGUCCGAAGUACAACUUCUUAAAAUACCUGGGUGAGAAAGAUGAAGUUGAAGAUGACAUUGAAGGUCUUCUUGCUCCUAAAGUAGAAGUGCCAAAACAAAAGGAGAUGAUACCAAAGGUAAUUGUUAUUCAAAAAGGUUCGGAGAGUGACUCUGAUGUGGAGGUUCCAGAGAAGAAGAACAGCAGCCCCAUGGGCCCGGGAAACAAGGAGAUCAAUUCUGAUGAUGAGUUUGAUCACUUUUAUGACUGAGUAAAUACCUGCCUUGGACUCACAAUGCUGCAGAUAUUACAAUCAAAUACCCAAUGUGUUUAUCCUGCCUUUCUGUAAG
Alosa alosa (allis shad) is the source of this 2532-nucleotide messenger RNA. RefSeq names its product protein starmaker. The coding region runs from base 81 to 2453 and encodes 790 amino acids. Gene Ontology annotation, biological process: spindle organization. The record is from RefSeq and is a predicted model, not a curated record. The transcript has 11 exons. Gene Ontology annotation, cellular component: centrosome. NCBI's taxonomy places the organism in Eukaryota, Metazoa, Chordata, Actinopteri, Clupeiformes, Clupeidae.